This is a messenger RNA of Paramuricea clavata, 2695 nucleotides long. The record is from the annotation of a GenBank genome assembly. NCBI's taxonomy places the organism in Eukaryota, Metazoa, Cnidaria, Anthozoa, Malacalcyonacea, Plexauridae.
AUGGCCGAGAAGCCAUCAAGCCCUGCAUUUGACCUUGCAGAGUUAGUGUUGUGUUCAAUAUGUCUGGAAAGUUUUAAGGAUGCAAGAGCGCUGCCUUGUCUUCAUUCUUACUGCAAAAAAUGUUUGGAAGGUCUUGUCACACCUCAAGGAAAGCUAACAUGUCCACAUUGCAGAAAGGAAGUUGAUGUAAGUCAAGGAGCAUAUUACAGUAAAGGUGAUGUAAAGUCCAUAAUGUAAACAAACGCUAUGUUUACAUUUUGAACUCACUGCUACAGUUGUAAAAUAUGAUUAGAUAUAUAUUAUACUGAAUUUUUAACACUUUUCUGGUUUGUUAUGCUUGUAAGUGGAUACAGACUAGAGAUUCAAUUCAAGAAAGUUCGGAAAGAGCGAAAUAUUAACAACAUUCCAAAGGUUGCUCCCCCACUGAUGGAAUGUUUUGAUGCGCAGAAUAUAUGCGCAGAACGGACUUUACCACAUCUUUAAGAGUUUUAAAUCCUCACAAACUCGCCAAAACGUGAUCUUAUUAGCAAAUACAUAUUUACCUGUGGCUGUGACUAACCUUGUUGUUUUAAUUUUCCUGUAAAUUAUUUAGGGGUCAGGCCUUGUAUAUUAUCUACAUGUAAUGCAAUCUCUUGCAUCAUCCUCUGCAAGACGAAAUCUUUUCCAUAAAGCCUGCCACACACAAGAGAAACUAGCUGAGCUAACUGCCUUGUGUGGCGGAUAUUGUAAGCUUUGUGCUGAACUGCUUGAAUUAACUAGCCAAUGAGAACCCAUGGUCUCUUCGUGUGACUGGUAAAACUGGAAGAAAUGCAAACAAUCUUAUCAAUGCUGUCGCAUAAUUUUCCUAACAUGUGCGAUGAAAAUGCAUAGCUGAGCUAGCUGCCACACAAGGCAGUUACAUUAGUUCAGCAAGUCUCUCUUGUGUGCAACUAAAUCUCAAUAAUCCCAUUACUUCAUUUUAUCUAUUGGCUUUCCUAUUCUUUGAUGCUCUCUUUUGCAUUUUUGCUUCUCUUUUCUAUUUCAGCUUUGCUAAGCCUCUUGUUCAUUUUGUAGGUUCCCAAUGGUGAUGUUUCGAACCUGAAUCCAAAUUUCAUUGUGAACGAUGUAGUUGAUGCCUUGAAUUUCACAGGCGAUUUAGCUCCAACUAACGAUGUGGCUCCAACUGCUUCAAGAAAUGAGACUACUGGCACUUCAUGCUGCACAGAUCACCCUGAGAAAGAAUGCGAACUGUUCUGCCGAAAUUGUUCGAAACUGAUCUGUUAUAAAUGCGUCUCAAACUGGGGUACUUGUGGCCAACAUUCAUACGAAAGCAUUGAUACAGUUGCUAAAGAGUAUCGAAAGAAUGUUGAAGAUUUCUUGCAGAAAAAAGAAGCCAUGUUACCAUCUGCCGUCAAACAUGUUGAAGUUCUUACCAAGAUGAAAGUAAAGCAAUCGGAAAAUGUUGCUGAUGUUACCCAACAGAUUUCAGAUACUUUUGCGAAGCAUGUAGAAAGCCUGAAAAAGAGGGAAGAGGCAUUGAUCAAACAAGCUAUUGAUAUGCAUUCGAAAAACAAUGAUGGUCUUUCUUACGAAGUGGAUCGAGUUCGGUUAGAGCAAGCAAAAAUACAAAAUACAAUUCAUUUUUGUAACACGAUUCUUGAUCAUGACCCUGCUCUGUUUUUACAAGAGUACACUCAGGUUAAGGUUUGUAUGAAAAAAAUACUGUAUGGGUUCGUAAUGUAUCGUGCAAGUUUGACCAUUUUCCUGAUGCAUGCUACUAACUUGGCGAAGGACCGUUCUUGAUCAGAAUAUAGCAAACUUUGCAAUAUUUACUUUUUAUAUUCUUGCCAUUUUUUCACCUGCACAGGUAUCUCAAGCAGGUUCUCAGGAAUUGGUGUCAAACAUUGACAUGGCUGCUUUAUGUUUCCAAGCGACAGAUUCGUUGUUGACUGACGUGAUAUCAAAUUUUGGAAAUGUUGUUGCAUAUGACCAAGACUAUGAAGCCGAAGAGAAGAUGGCCGGAGCGGGGAGACCUCCAUUGAAACCUACUAGAUUGCCAACCUCGGACAAACCUGCUAAUGAACUGAGACCUACUAACGAACUGAGACCUACUAAUGAAUUGAGACCUGGUAACGAACCAGGACCUGCUUAUGAGCCAUUUCCUGCUAACGAACCACAACUUGCAAGAUGUGUUGUACAGCGUGCACAUAGUGAACCUGGUGCAGGAGCCUCUGCCAAACCUGUAACCUGGAAGCUUCAUAACAAAAACCUGGCUGGCCCACAUGUUACAUUUGAAGAUAACGGAUUUAGUGUGCGAACAGUAAGUCGAAAAAAUGUAGCAAUUAUUGGAAUGCCAGGUUUCCGGAGAGGGAAACAUUCGUGGAAGAUUAAAUUUGUAGGCUAUCCCGAUGGUUUAAGCAUUGGUAUUUGUAUUGGUCAAAAUGGUCCUGGUAUUGUUGUCACAUACGAUAAAAGACUUACGUAUCUUGGUACAGGAAAUCUACUAGUGAAAUUGGAUUGCGAUGCAAAGAAGGUAUCAGUUUUACCAGAAGGUACCUAUAACCCACCAGAUGUACUUGGCUUUGAGAAUCCUCGGAACUUUGAAGUGCAUCCAUAUUUUUAUCUGCCCCCACCAAACGAUAGUUACAACAAAAUUACUGUUGUAAGUAUUGACGGAGUUACACCUGAGAAUGAUGAGGCAUGUUGUAUACUAUAA